This is a messenger RNA of Aplosporella prunicola CBS 121167, 2570 nucleotides long. RefSeq lists its product as uncharacterized. The transcript has 4 exons. Bases 278 to 2284 code for a protein of 668 amino acids. Lineage: Eukaryota; Fungi; Ascomycota; Dothideomycetes; Botryosphaeriales; Aplosporellaceae. The record is from RefSeq and is a predicted model, not a curated record.
AUCGUAGCUUGGAUAAAUCCUUGACUACCUUGACGAGCAGACCUCCUGAUUUGCGGCUGGGCAUCGGAUUGCCUAUGAGCAGGAUAUAUGCAGAAUAUUGGGCUGGCAGCCUUGAACUGCAUAGUUUGGAGGGAUAUGGGGUCGACGUGUUCCUGCAGAUUUCUAAAUUGGGCAACAAGAACGAGCAGCUUACAACCAGAGCAAGCAUGGAUGCCGUCUAGAGCGCACCUUCCCAAACCCAUUCGGAGCUUGUGGUCGCUGCUGCUUUUGGAUACAGAUGGAGAAUCUGGAUAACCUUCUGCCUUCCUGUUCAUAUUUGACUCUGCGUCAACAACUUCAGCGAGGCCUUUUGGAUGCUCAUUCCGUGACCCAUUUAGCAUCUCAGCUUGGCUUCGGUUUAUCAUUCCAUAACAAAAGCAGCUGUCCACUCAGCAUGGACCGCGAGACUCCACUGUACGGCGUUGAACUGGCAAAGCUCAAGAACCUAACAGGCGAACCGAGAUCUCAACGACGAUUGCAUUUCCGCUUGAUGUCGGAUGCCUUCCCUACAAGGCAAUCAGCGUUGGACCUGUACAUCCCUGCCUUCCAUCGAUAUGACAGCCCCGAUCCUUCGCAUGAAACCAAUUGUCAUUUCGCCCGGUAUCUCGAUGUGAUUUCUACUUGGAAGAACCUUUCUACCUGUCAGGCACGAGAGCUCGAGUUCUGGGAAGAGAUGUUCGCGGCAGUCCUCGAAUAUCUUAUCUCCAACCGUGUGAUGGAAAUCAUCGACAACAUGGACAAAUAUAUCGGAGGACGUCAUGACACCAGUCUUGAUCUUCGCAUCUGCGACUUUGUCAAUAGCCUCGGCAGUAAAUCGUUCCCCGUUAAUAUCCAGGAUGUUAUAAAUGGCAUGCUCGAGCUAUACAAACGCCAUGGAAUGCAGCACUGUUGGUUCUCUUCUAGUGGCGACCUACACAAUACGUUGUGUGACUUUUUGAGGACUCGGGACUGCUUCCAGGAUACACCCAUCCAUCCUACGAUAAUGGUACAUUUGUCUGCUGUGAGGAAUGCUAAAGGAGAACCGGCAAUCACUGGGACUGUCAAGUGGCGUGGUCCAUCGAUGAAGUUCGAUCAUCUCCAAGCUUUUGCCACAGAAGGAUCGGAUUACCACGUUAUCCCCCGUUACACGGAGCCAUUACUCGAUUCACGAUACCAUUCUCACCUCACACGGCCGGAGUAUUACCUUGCUUCGGAUUGCAUCAACUUCAGUUGGCAGCAGCCGAUUGAAGGAUUUCAAGGAUGCGUACCUUCUCCCACCUCAGAAGCAACCACACCUACACACGACCAUCAUCAACAUGCAAGAAUCCAUCAGACUCCUCUCGAUAUUGCUUCUGUGGCUUCUAGGCUCUUUCCAGGUAUUGUUCGGUACGAACGGCAGUUACGUGUCCAAAUCCAGCUAGUGAUACACAGAGCUCAUACUACCACUACACCUAAGACAGCGAUGAGUGUGGCUUCUGGACAUAGACAACCUCAGAAGCCGGAGCCCCUCACCCCUUGUUCCAGGCCUUCACCACUUAUAGAAAGCCAGAAACCCUCUUCCAGCCCUCAACGUUAUGCCCAUUCGAAGCCUUGGAAUGCUCUUUCACAAGUUCAAGAUACAGAACUGCUUUCGAAAGUGGCAACUGCCUCUCCAUUUGACAGUUUACUACAUCUGGAACAUUACAAUUGGCCCAACCCGCCUGACUCCCACAAAGGGCAAGUUAAGUCCGGUAUGCCCAGUUCUUUGUCGGACUUGUCACACUUGAUGCGGGGGAACAAAAGAGCUACGAAAUCCCCUGCGGUGAAGGAUACGAUUUCAAACAAGCUGGUUUCAACCGAGUCGGCCGAUGAAAUUUUGUCUUCCGCUCCCCAAAAAGCCGAUAUCGAAAGCUGCGCACUUGACUACACUUCCAAGUUCUGGGGAGAGCCACUGUUGAAUACAGAGUCUACCAACAUUGGAGUCCAUGCACUCGCCGGAGUCGUACGCUCGCCGGAUCCAGUAGCACGAUCUCCACAAGAGUGUUCUCCCUCAACAGUAAGAUCAUUCCAAGGAACGUGCAGUGACUCCGUAAUUCGAUUAGGCGCCUCCUCUCGUGACAAAUCCCGGACGCAACUGACCGAAGUGCCGAGGACGUCAUUUUGGGCCAACUGGCAACCAGAUCAAACGAAGAAUACAAGUCUUUUAACGGAAAACAGAUCGUCAGGGUCCACGCAUUUAACUCAACAUGCUGGCUGGGGCAAGAAUGUUCCGGCAUGGAGUAACUGACACCUGUAACGAAGAAAUGGACCAUGUGGUGCAGCCGAGUGUACAACGAUCCUGGGGCUCAAGCAGUCCCGAGGCACCUUUGGAGAUGAAAAGCAGCCAUUUUGGCGACAAAGGUAAACACAGGGCUGAAGACCGACUUAUCAACUCUCCGACUUCUCGGAAACCAGUGUGUCGAAACUUUGACAUGGCCUGCGGACAACGUAGCGAUGUUGUCGCUGCUUGUCUAACUCCUACAAAACCACCUUCCGAUCAGCUUACCGACACAUCAUUCCGCAAGCCUUGGGAU